This is a messenger RNA of Penaeus chinensis, 2213 nucleotides long. RefSeq names its product charged multivesicular body protein 2a-like (gene Vps2). NCBI's taxonomy places the organism in Eukaryota, Metazoa, Arthropoda, Malacostraca, Decapoda, Penaeidae. The record is from RefSeq and is a predicted model, not a curated record. The transcript has 5 exons. Gene Ontology annotation, biological process: late endosome to vacuole transport; endosome transport via multivesicular body sorting pathway; protein transport. The coding region runs from base 147 to 809 and encodes 220 amino acids. Gene Ontology annotation, cellular component: multivesicular body; ESCRT III complex.
GUUACCGUUCCUGAAUAAAAUACUUGUGUAGAGAACGGACCUCCAGGAAGGGAACGUCAGUGACUCAUUCUCAUUCUCAUUGAUAAAAAAAUCCCUUAUUUCCUAGUGUUCAUUCAUUUACCGUCGCGUGAGGAAGCACAUCAAGGAUGGAUUGGUUGUUCGGCCGUAAGAUGACUCCCGAGGAGAUGCUCAGGAAGAAUCAGCGAGCAUUAAACAAAGCCAUGCGCGAUUUGGACCGAGAAAGAGCAAAGAUGGAGCAGCAGGAAAAGAAGAUCAUUGCUGAUAUAAAGAAAUAUGCAAAGAUGGGUCAGAUGGAUGCAGUUAAAGUGAUGGCAAAAGAUUUGGUGCGGACACGUCGCUACACCAAGAAGUUCAUCAUGAUGAAAGCUCAGAUCCAAGCAGUUUCACUCAAGAUCACUUCACUGAAGAGUCAGAAUGCCAUGGCAGGAGCUAUGAAGGGAGUUACCAAGGCCAUGAUGAGCAUGAACAAGCAACUGAAGCUUCCACAGAUUCAGCAGAUUAUGCAAGAAUUUGAAAAACAGACAGAGAUUAUGGACAUGAAGGAGGAGAUGAUGAAUGACGUCAUAGAUGAUGCCAUGGGUGAUGAAGACGAUGAAGAGGAAACAGAUGCUGUUGUAUCCCAAGUCCUGGAUGAACUAGGACUUCAGAUGACAGAAGGUCUGAGUGACCUCCCAUCAGCAGCCGGAACCAUUGGCAAUCCAACUCCUGCCAACAAGCAGUCUGUUGCAGUAGCAGAUGCAGCUGAUGAUGAUAUACAGGCCAGACUGGACAACCUCAGGAGAGAGUAAUGCUUGAGCCCCAGAUGAAUGAGAGAAAUUUAUUAUUUUUGCUAAGUCUUCACUGAAGCUAAAAAAGUAUGGUAAUUAGUCAGGCUAAUCCUAUGAAUUACAGUGUUUGUUGUUUGUUUCUUAGAGAAUUUUAUGUCUAAGCCUUCAGUGAAUCCCAGUAAUUUAAACUUCAUUUUAGUGGGGUAAAGAAAGGAAUCCAAAAUCACCAAUAAGAAACAACCCCAAAAGAUUCUAACUUCAUAAAAUCUUCAUUUUUUGGGGGGGGAAAAAAAUGAGUUUGGUCAUUUUGUAAAAUGAUAAUGUAAUUUGUCACAAAUAUUUAACUUUUAACUAUCCUUUAACCCAACACUGAUGGGUAUCAGAAAUCUCUGAAUGUCAUAAACUCUGGUGAUUUCUGGCAACAUCCUGACACUGGGUAUGGGAAUCUGCUACAUGUAGUUUUUGGAACUUCCUGCUCCACAUGCUCUGGCUUGUCACUGCACGUACAGCCGUACCCCACAGACCAAGCAGUAUGUUAUGACACCUGUACACAUGACCCGUCGGGAUGGGGUUAAGCAGCAGUAUUACCCAGUUAAAUGUUUUCAUCUUGAAAUAUAAUAAAUUGGUAAAUAUAAAUAAAGGGAACUUCUUUUUUAAAAUUUCAAAUUAUGCAUUAGAUAAUACACUUGCAGCCUCAGUGUAAUAACUUUGUUGUAGGACCAGGUGUGCAGAAGUUUGAGAGUGGCAGUGCUGAUUUUCCAUAUUUAGAUGAUAGCUUAUUUUAGGAAGUAAAGAAUUUCCAAGGUGCCUCAUACUUAGGCAGCACUCUUAAGUAACCAAUCAUAAUUUACAACUAUGUAUAAACUUGAAAUUUAGUUAUAAAAAUGUACCUGUCUUUUUGUCACCUUUUUUCUAUUAUAUGAGGUAUCAGUGUGUCUAGAUACUGCAAAUCAAAUAAGGAAGAAAAAAAAGACCUCAAAAUACUUGUAUCACGUGCUAGCCAAAAGAAAUUGUACUUACUAUUUACAAAUUUUGUUUGUUUAUACCACCUGUUUUGUUUGUAACUUAAAUACUUUAAAAGGAAAGCAUCAGUAGUUUUAUAUUUUGAUUUCCAAGGUUAGUCUGAUGACUAUUACAUACUAGAAAAUUAUAUUAUAUUAGCAUAAGUGUAGGUUUUAUAAUGCAUGAGUGAAUUAGCAAAUAGAAUAUAGCAGUGGCUUUCUUGGCCAAACUACCAAUAAAAUCUGGUUCAAAGGUCAAAGUUAUGGUUGUAAUUCUUUGAAAGGACUAGGUUAAGUUGAAACACUGAAGAAUAUAUAUGCUUUAAAUGUUAAUACAUACAGAAAAUAUGAAUGAUGUGAUUGUUUGUACAUUUUUUUCAAAUUAAGUUGUUAUCACAUAGAUCAAUAAAUUUUGAAGAUUUUA